Molecule: messenger RNA, 3812 nt
Organism: Drosophila subpulchrella
Lineage: Eukaryota; Metazoa; Arthropoda; Insecta; Diptera; Drosophilidae
Gene: Sox102F
Product: transcription factor SOX-6
Exons: 5
Coding region: 1176-3038 (620 amino acids)
Biological process (GO): regulation of transcription by RNA polymerase II; cell fate commitment
Cellular component (GO): nucleus
Molecular function (GO): RNA polymerase II cis-regulatory region sequence-specific DNA binding; DNA-binding transcription factor activity, RNA polymerase II-specific
Source: RefSeq, a predicted model, not a curated record
CCUAGUGACUAGUCAGUGACUAUUGAACAUCGCUACGCAGUGGUGGUGCUUCAAAACGCGCGUUCUGCCGUCUCACUUGUGGUUUGGGUCACAUUCCACGAGCGCGUGCCGACUUAAAGACCCUAUGCCAACCUCAUGCUGCAUAGCUUCGCUCGACUUGGCCAGGAUGGUGUUUGUUUUUGAACCCGCCAUGUGCUGAUUGCGGAGAUUUGGUGGCAGCAUCCGAGUGCCCAAAGUGUUCUUCUGGAGAAGGGGCAGCAAGACAGCCGUAGAAACACAGUGCAUGUGAACAAUGUGCCUGUGCCCUGCCCUGUGCGGUGUGUUUGUGUUUUUGUGUUGGCUGCAAAUGCCUUCAGUACAAUGUCCGUCAGGGCCCGAGCACCGGUGGUGCAUGCGUUUCCAACACUUGUUCGUCACUUGUUGUCACUAGUGGGUGACAACACCUGCAUCGAUAACACCGAGCGGUAGGACAAAGGCCUAAACCCAAGCGCAAUGUGGUGCAAGAGCCCAUUAUUGGUGCAAAAUGCCAUUGAAUCGAUUCCUCGAGUGCCCAGAGUUAUGCCACAAUGAAAGCGUCUCGUAGGGCCACACUUGCAGAUAGGAUACUGACUCAAAAGUGCUAUUACGGGAAAUGAGACGCACACAAAACUAAGUACGAACCGCCAGUGGGUAGUUCACAGACGAAUAGCAGGUGAAAAGUAAAAUCUUUUAGCGCCCAGGCUGACGAGGGACACCCUUGCAGUGCCCAACAUUGAUUUGUAGAUACGAUACUGUGCCUCUGAGCGUGCUCCCAGGCGUAUCCAAACUUGUGCCAUGAUCCCAGGUUCUUCGAAGUGUCGUGGGGCAGCGAAACGCGAAAUCCUCGAGCCGCAUUAUGGAACCUAGUUACAUGUGACGCAGUAAUAUAAUGUGAAUUUUCGAAAGUGCCAUACGAUAAUUUAUACAUCAUCCACACAUAUUUGUUCUAUAAGUAUAUCUAACAUGCAAACGGCUUACAAAGCAGUCUUUGUUGCACCUAGUCAAGGAGUACAACUCAGAGAUGCGCAAUCUCAACCGGGUUCUGUGAGGAAAGAGACGACAUAUAGAAAUGGCUUAGUAGACGCUAAUUAUUAAAAAAAAUAUCGUUACAAUGAUUGGGCAGCAAUAAAAGAAGUGGAGACCGCCGAUAUGCCGAUAUGCCGCCUCCUGGAGAAGAACAAUCGAAUGAGAAGGAACGCUCCGAUCUAGAGAUGAUUAAACAACUUCAAUUAAUCCGAAGUCGAUUACUAUGUCAGACCCAUUACGUUAGCAUGACCGACAUAGAUGCAAGUGCUCAACAGCAACAACACCUCCAAAACGUGCAGAGGUUGCAACACGAAAGCUGCCUUCAGGAGUUGCAUAAUCAACUAAACAGCCAGUUUGGGACAGCUCGAUUUGCGGCACCGAAUCCUCACCAUCAGCAGCAGGCAGUUUCAAUAACUUCCGGAAACUUGGUUCCAUUUCUUCCGGCCUUCCUUCAACCCCCAAUGCCUGCUCAACAACUUUUGCAGCUAAUUCCCGGCCAUGCGAGCCCCCAAACCGUCGCCCACCACGGUCACCCGCUAAAUGAGCCAUCCAGCGCACACAAAAUGGCUCUGGCUCCUAUGUGGUCCACUGCGGCGGUGGCGGCUGCGCACAUUCAGGCCGCUCUGGCGGCUGCAGCGGUAGCAGCUGCCAAUAAUAAUAAAAGCAGCAACAAUUUUUCUAGCAACAACAACGUACUGCCUUCAUCGGCCAGUGUUAAUGAGCCAUCGAACGCAGACUCCUCCGCCUCUCUACCGUUAAUGGAGAUCGGAGAAAUGAAAAGGGGCGGGAAUGGAGGAGCCUGCUUGUCAAGGCCAGAGUCCCCAGCAUACGAAAACCCACCUUAUUCAAUCCUCUCUUAUAGCCACAACACACCUCCGGAAUCGCCACAUGGUCGAACAGCUGAAUGUCCCAAGAACUUUCCACCAUCGCCGACGGACAAUCACAGCAUGGCAAGCCUAUCCGAAGCCCAAGACUCGGAAAUGGAUGCUCCAUUGAAUCUCAGUAAGCCAAAGGGAUCGCCCAGUUCUUCGCCGAACAGUUCUUCUCAAAGGGACCACAGCGAAAGCCUUACUCCCGUGGUGUCCAGUCCACCCCUUAGCUGGCAUCAAGGGCAAAAACAUUAUGCCGAGAUAGAGUCGCCUCUUUUAAAGAGUCAUGGGAGAGUAUGGAACUCAGCUGUCCUCGGUUCGGGAGGAUCACGUGCAACGCGCAUGAGUCGCGACUCGGUAAAUAGCUGUGGCACAAAUUCAGAACGAUCUGCUGCUCUGGACCCUGAAAGCAUCAACACAGGUCAAAUUGGCUCCGUACCUCCGUCACCGUCAUCACACCCUCUAAGGCAAGGCAAUGGUCAUGGGCAUGGACACGGCCAUAGCCACGGGCACGGGCACAGCAAGCCGCAUAUAAAGAGACCCAUGAACGCGUUCAUGGUGUGGGCAAAGGAUGAACGGAGAAAGAUAUUGAAGGCAUGCCCGGAUAUGCAUAACUCGAAUAUAUCGAAAAUUCUGGGUGCUCGCUGGAAAGCAAUGUCUAAUGCCGACAAGCAGCCAUAUUACGAAGAACAGUCAAGGCUCUCGAAACUUCACAUGGAACAGCAUCCCGAUUAUCGCUACAGACCACGACCAAAGCGCACCUGCAUCGUGGAUGGCAAAAAGAUGCGUAUUUCCGAGUAUAAAGUCCUGAUGCGUAAUCGGCGGGCUGAGAUGAGGCAGCUUUGGUGCCGGACAAGCGGAGUCAGUGGUGGCUCGGGAAGUGCCUGCGUCGAUGCCUGUCCAAAGGGACACCCCGGGGGAUCAAAUGCCCAAACAGCAGUCGCAGCCGCUGCAGCUGUAUACCAUUUGCAGGAUAUGGCAUCUGCAGCGGGUUCUACCGUUCACGGCAACGACUGUGGGCACACGCCCCCUCAACAGUUCUUCUAUCCUCCAGAAAGCUUAUCGCCCUCCGGCUUUUCUUCCGACGAAGGAGAAUUGCCAACUCAGCGUGAUCUGGACGAUUAAGAGGCGAUUACCAAAAGCCAACAACGGGAUAGUGACAAUUCUGACUAGACGUACUAGUUCGCCCCACUGAAAAUGAGGAAAAUAAUCAAAUAUAAUCAGCUUUGUAAAUACAAAACGGUUAGGAUAGUCACUGUUUGAUUUAGCCAUAUAAGUUUCAGUUCAAGUGCCAUUACACGCGUAUAAAUAUAGAUAAUUUGUGAAACCAUAGUUACCAAGACAUUCGGUCUUGGGAACCUUGCAAUUUUUGUGCCAUUUACGCACCAAUGCUGUAGCCAUAGAAAUUCAAUCCAGUUUAGACGUACUCAAAUAGAUAGUAUCGUUAAAUAUUUGUAAAAUAUACACACUUAAUUAGAUUCAUAUGUAAAUGUCAAAUUUGUAUGCGUCCAAAUACUCGAACGUAGUGUAAUAGAAGCCACUAAAAUACAUAAGUAUGCAUAUAUUCACUUAGUCGUAUAUUUUAAUGAUUACUUUCGAGUUAAUUAUAUAAAAUGACGUGUGUAUAUUCAGUAAACACAUCGCUAUGUUGUUAUAAUAACUUAAUAGUAUUCCUAUUCCGGCAGUAAGCCGAUUUUUCAUAUUGCUGGUGUUUAUUAUGCUGGUGAUCUUAAAUACAUAUUUUCAAAAUAAAAUUCACAAAAUGUAUUGUGUUUGAAAAAAAUGUCAAAAUGUGCAAUCAGUAAAAAUAUAAUUUACAGCUAACCUAAUUAAUUUUCAACUUUACCAAUGCAAUCGAAUCAAAAUGCGCAUGCUCUAAAAUAUAAAUUUUAAACUGUU